AUGGGAACAGUGCUGGACUCCCACUUCCUGGCGCUCACCGCCCUCGUCACCGUCGGGUACCAGCUGGUGUUCUUCAUCAUCACAGCUCUCCUCCGCUUCGACAAGGUCACCGAUUUCGCAGGCAGUACAAAUUUUGUCAUAAUCGCCGUCCUUGUAGCAGCUUUGAAGGGAACAUGGCACUUCCGCCAGAUCGUGUUGACAGUGCUUGUUAUAAUCUGGGGACUUCGUCUGGCAGUGUUUUUACUAAUGAGGAUUUUGCAAUGGGGAGAGGACAAACGGUUUGAUGAGAUGCGCAGUAACUUGGGAAAAUUAGCCGUCUUCUGGAUUUUUCAGGCUGUCUGGGUUUGGACUGUCAGCUUGCCUGUUACUAUUGUGAAUGCAAGUAGCAGAAACCCUUCAAUUGAAGCUCGGGAUAUCAUUGGUUGGAUAAUGUGGGCCAUCGGGCUAGCUGUGGAAGCUAUAGCUGAUCAACAGAAGCUUAAAUUCAAGAAUUCUCCAAGCAAUAGGGGAAAGUGGUGUAAUGUUGGUCUUUGGAGUUAUACUCGCCAUCCAAAUUACUUUGGGGAGAUGUUCCUUUGGUGGGGGGUGUUUGUAGCAUCAGCACCGGUUCUCUCAGGAGCUGAAUGGCUUGUAAUCUUGGGACCCAUCUUCCUGACGCUCUUGCUUCUUUUCGUUAGCGGGAUCCCACUUCUUGAGUCAUCUGCUGAUAAGCGCUUCGGUCGGUCUGAGGAAUACCGCACAUACAAGAAAACCACAAGGUCCUCUUAUCCCAUUGCCGCCGGUUGUGUAUGGAGCCCUGCCCGAUUGGUUCAAGGUGGCAUUCCUCCUGGAGCUGCCCCUCUACAACCCAGGACCGGAACGCGACCCUGUCAGCUGAGUGAUGAAUGUGCAUUGUUCUUCUGA
This is a messenger RNA of Triticum turgidum subsp. durum (durum wheat), 903 nucleotides long. The record is from the annotation of a GenBank genome assembly. NCBI's taxonomy places the organism in Eukaryota, Viridiplantae, Streptophyta, Magnoliopsida, Poales, Poaceae.